This is a messenger RNA of Culex pipiens pallens (northern house mosquito), 7012 nucleotides long. Its product is annotated as ankyrin repeat and BTB/POZ domain-containing protein 2. Gene Ontology annotation, cellular component: nucleosome. The record is from RefSeq and is a predicted model, not a curated record. The coding region runs from base 1932 to 6632 and encodes 1566 amino acids. The transcript is spliced from 11 exons. Gene Ontology annotation, molecular function: structural constituent of chromatin; DNA binding; protein heterodimerization activity. Lineage: Eukaryota; Metazoa; Arthropoda; Insecta; Diptera; Culicidae.
CAGUCUGUUCUGACUAGCGGCACAGAGCGUACGUGUUGCGUGUUUGCGUCGCGCGAUUCGUUUUGGAGAUUUUUUCUUGGAGUUUUAUUUUCAAGGAGGAAGGACCUUUCCGAAGGGGGCUUCAAGGAGAAGCAAUUUUGUGGCGUUUUAAUUGUGCGUGUACACUUUUUGGAAGCUGGGUUUUCUGUUUUUUUUUUUGUUUUUCGUACAAGUGAUGAGUGAAGAAUUUUUUUAAUGAGGGAAGAGAAAAAAACCAACGGUUAGUGAGUGUGGUUUUCUGUGUGUGUCUCUGGAAGAGGUAUGACGGAAAAAUGUUUCAGUGAUGCUUGAUGCUUGAUAACGAUAAUGGUGACAAAAGAGAAUAACAAUAAAAUUUAUUUUCAACGAGAUAAAGGUCGGGUGGAAAUGCGCGGUUGCUGGCACGCAUAAGCGUUGAAAGUAUUUUUGUUUAAAUAAAUGAGGAAAAGAUUGUGAGUGUGGUGUAGCGGUUGCGAAAGUCGAAGUUCCCGAAGGAAUUUGGCCGUUUGCUGGCAAUAGUGAGUGUGGGUUUGUAGGAAGAUAAGUUGCCCGGAUGGAUGCUCGUAAUUAGUGGAAGUCGGCGAAACUGCAUCGGUGAUAAAUGUACUAAUUGCCGCAAUCAAUCUUUGAUUAAGUGGCGAUAGGCCUUUUUGCUGUGAGGGGCGAAACGUCCAAAUAAAACGGGUUUGUCGCUUCGCUUCGCGCAAGUCUCCCUCGAGUGGGAACCCGCUCAUUAGAUGCAAUCUGGCUGACAUUUCGUGCGGUGCGCGCAUUCAUGCGUUGGAGAAGAACCUCCGCAGAAGAAUUCACCGUAAUUGACAACAAUCACAAUAGAGUGUGCCCAACGAGAAGGAGGCCCAGAGAAGCCAGAAAAGGCAAAGUGACUUGAACGCGCAGUAACGAACCCAGCGUGCGGUCUCGAUUGGUGUGAACUUAUUGUAACCAAAUACCGCAGAACCCUGAAGACCUGAACCUCUGCACAAGUCGUAGCACCUGGUCUCGUGCGAAGAAGUGUUCCGAUUGUGUGCCUAUUGUGAACCCAACGGAUCUCUCUCAGCGAAAUCUUGCCACGGACAAUCUUCCCAAGUGUUUGGCACAGCAAGUGGUACCUCGUCGUAAUUCAGCACGUAGCAUCCCAUAGCUGAGCUGGGUCUCAAGCAGAGGUUUAAGCCCAGAAGAACCUGCCAACCUGUCGGAAAACCCAAAACUAAGACAAAGUUGGCCCGUGAUUACGUAAGCGACGAACCCCUCGUACAGGUUGGCCGAGAAGAAGAUCACAAACAAUUCCGUUUGCCGAGAGACUUCGAACCUUUGAGGCUAAAAAGUUUCCAGUGCCCCUUUUUUUCGGUGUGUGCCUGAUUUUUUGUUUGUUUGUUUGUGCCCAGCCCUGUGUUCGUGUCUGUGUGAACCCCUCUCGCGCGUAGAAUCGAAUCCCAAAGCGCAAGGAAGAAACGGCGCACGAAAACAUCCAGCGCGACGACGUGAAGUGACCAUCCAGCUUCGGACCCUCAAGACGAGGAGUAGUGGCGAGGCAGAGAGCCACGAAGGAAUUCGGUUGUAACGCAGCGGGAAACCUGAUUUUUUCGCCGAAGCCCACCGCAUCAAGUGAGAGGAAGAGAGAGAAGGACAGAGUGCCUGGCAGAGUGAAAAAGACGGAGAGAGAGAGCACAGGAGUGGUAUCACUAUAAUACACAGAGAUUUUGGCAUUAAAGGAUAAAGAUUUGCCCGAAAUUGCUGCCCAUGCCAACAACCCAGCCAAAGACGACAACAUUAUAUAGGUGAAAGCUCCCGGCCCCAAUCAAGAUUGUGGACCCACCGUCAACCAAAGCACUCCUCCAAAAAGCACCUUCUCCAAGCACCAUGCCAAUGCCAAUUCUGGCCAAGACCCAACAGCAGGGACGACGACAGCGGUGAUGAUGCUGGUGGAAAAACCGUUACCCAAAAAUGGCUCCGUCAUGAGUCACGCCAGCAAUGUGACCUCCUCCACGGGUACCAAUUCGAGCAGUGGGAGCAGUUCCGGCCAUCACCCGGUGGGGUCCUCGUCCGGCGGAAGCAACCACUGGUCGCUGGGAGGUGGCGGAGGUGGUGGCGGAAGCAGCAGCGGAACCGGAACCACAAUCAGUACCGGAAGUAGUGGGAGUGGCGGAGGUUCGGCGACGAUAAGCAGCACAAACAGCAGUUCAACGGGUGGAACGUCCGCCGGUCGGCACAGCUGGGACCCGGGCAGGAUCGGCGUUGAGCAUCUGGCCGGAGCGCUCAGCCCGCUGUGCAUAACCGACGCCAGCCACGAGAUUGUGCGGCCCAAACCGCGACGACCUUCCGGCGCAAACGGUCACGUCAACUCACCGUCCAACGGUGGCACCACCACAACCAGCUCCGGUGUCAACAGCUCCAGUGGCAACCUCCAAAAUGGUGGCUCCAACGGACUAUCCCCGGGCAAUCACUACAUUGCCUCCUCGAACCCCGUCUCGUCCGGUCCCCGCAUUCAAAGUCCCGCCGUAGCAACGCCAGCGCCGCGAAUCUCCAAGGAGGUCGCCGUUCGGCCAGGAAUCAACAACGGUGGACAACAGCAAGAUCCGCGCAACUACAGUUUGUCGCCGGUGCAGAGUCUGCAGCAGAGCGGGGACACGACCGUGUCCAGUACGACCAGCACCAAUCACCACCAGCAGCUGUCGUACAACACGUCGGCGAUGAUCCCCGAGCGGGACGUGGGACCGAACAAGUUUGCCAACGGUAACUUGAAGCAGCUGCAGCAUUCCGCUAAUCAGCACGGACCUCAGCAUCAAUCGGGUGGACCUCAACCAGGGCACCCACAAGGUCCCCAUCGGGCCGUAUCCGGAGUAGCGAAACAAACCGUACAGAGCUCGCCGGUCAAGUCGCAACCGGCCAUGAUCAGCUCUGGACUGGACAAAACCAACCUCAACAACAGUGCCAACGCGAACAACGCCAAGCAGCGACUCAACGCUACCAACGGUGUGCUGAACUCGUCGACAUCGUCCACCGAACCGCUGAACAGUAGCAGCAACAGUUCGAGCAACGCCAGCAGCGUUAGCCAUCUGAAGCAACACUUUACCCAAAAUCACCAUGCCAUGCAGUCGUACCAUCACCAGCAGUCCACCCAGCAAAACUCGCUAGGAGGCCCUCCCCAAAAGGGUCUGGGUAUUACGCGAACCCAUCACCACACGGGAACGCACGACUUCCGGGGGCUUCAGCGUGUCAACGAGUGUCACAGCUCGUCCGACGAGAACCGAUCAUCGGGUCACGCUUCCAUGUCCGACACGGGUCACGGAAGCAGCUCUCCCGGAGGUAAUCGAGCGAAUGGACCGCUGGGUCCACUACCGGAAGAUCGUCUGGCGGCCGGAGUGACCAACCGAAGUGCUCGUUCACGAGCCAGCACAAACCACUCGCGGUCUCGUCAUCGGGCAACGCCGGCGAAGAUUCCGUGGGGAGGGGGCGGGCUUGAAGACAUCAAGCUAGCAAUCCAGCAGCUGACGAUGCGGUCGCACACCAGUACCUCAACGUACAGUAGUUUAAGUGCUGGUUCGGAGAGUUCCGAACCGGAGCGUCGCUUGGGGCGGUACAGUUCGCUGGAAACGGUCAACACUAACGUCACCAGCGCCGAUGAGUUUGUUUGGGUGGACUCACAUAACCGGCUGGUGGAGUUACAGCAUCCACCGUGGAGUCAGCAUUGCGUGUUAAGAGUUCUACGGUCAGGUCGAUGCCGGGAACACUCGGAGCGGGUUUCGGUCGAGGCCGUUCCCAGGCUGGGUUACCUUCUGCAACGAGCGUUAGUACGCGUUGCACGGGAAGUUCAACGGCUGUCGGGUAGCUUAGGGUUGUGUUCGAAGCACGAGGUUUCCGGGGCGUUCAAGGUCGUUUUAUCGCCAGCGUUGGCCGAUUCCUGCAUCAAAGCUUGUCUCCGAGCGGCCGCCAUGUUUGCGGUUCCCGGUGAUAGCGCGCUGAAGCAAAGCAAGUCGGCGAGGGCUGGAUUGCAGUUGCCUGUGGGGAGAUUCCACCGUUGGAUGGCUGACGCAAGGUUGGGUAGAUUCGUCCAUGAGUACGCCGCGGUUUAUUUGUGUGCUGGGUUGGAAAAUCUGCUGGAGGAAAUUUUCCUGCAGUGUUUACCAACGGAUCCUACGGCUACGCUGACGUCCAGUGGCUUGGAACAUGCAAUCGCUGGAUCGGGUGAUCUGUGGGGACUGUUGCAACCGUACGCACACCUGAAUGCAGGUCGAGUCGCGUCCGGAGCACUCACCAUGCCACGUUGGGCUAGUCAAUCGUCGAUAAACUCAAACUCCCAAAGUCCUGCCCUGGAGCCGUGUCUGCUGACAACCUGUGUGGGAAGUCUGCACGAGCUAAAAGACCUCGUUAGUCGCGCGCAGCAGCGAAGUGGGCACAUUACAAUGUCCCAAGCGGCCCUCCGGGUGUUGUUCUACUUUAUGCGUUGCUCACAGCUGGAGCACAACGACAUCGGAGUCGCUACCAACGGUGGCGGUACCAACAUCCAGGAGCUAUGUUACGAACGGGCUUACGUUGUGCUACCCCCACUGAUCGAGUGGCUGCGGGUUUCGUCGGCUCAUGCAGAGUACCGGCACGCCCUGCUAAUCGACAAGGACGACAUCAUGCAGGCAGCCCGUCUGCUACUACCCGGCGUUGACUGUCCUCCGCGGAUGAUCAUGUCGGAAGAAGAGUUACCCUCGAAGAGACUUACCCUGUCCAGCCAAAGCAUAGCUUCGUCGAACCACUCCGGUCAGACUCAACCGCUGCACGGUUCGCUGUCAUCCAACUCGUCCACGUCAACCACCAGCAGCAGUAUUGAGGACUCCAGCGAGUGUGGACGACGAGCGACGUACGCGCUAGCAUUCCGUUUGAUGCUUACAGGUCGUGCCGAACUCCUGAUCCAGGCCCUGUCCCUGAUCCCACCAACGACCCGCUACGACACCCUGAACCACCAGGGUCUAACGGCACUGAUGAUCGCCUCGGUUCGUAACGACGAGGCGGCCAUCCAGACGCUGCUGGAUGCCGGCGCCGAUCCUAACAUCGAAGUCCCCUCCGUAACGCAUCCCAACUGUCCGGCGAUUCACCCCGAAACACAACACUGGACGGCGGUCACGUUCGCGGCCUGCAAGGGCAACUACCAGGCACUGCGGAUAUUGCUGGAACGGGGUGCUCACGUUGAGGGUGGCGCCCGGUUGAGCGAGGACAAGUGUACGCUAACGCCACUGCAGGUUGCCAGUGGAGGAGGGGUCGUCGAAGUCGUGUCGCUGCUACUAGCUCACGGCGCGCAUGCGUUCCUGUCUACGCAGCUGAAGGAUUCGCUGUGCUUCUCGGGAAGUGCGCAGCGAGGUUGCUACAGUGCAAUCUCCGUGGCAGCCGCCCACGGUCAACGGGUAUCACUGCGAAAGCUACUGUCCCACCCACUUGCCCCAGGCAGUCGGGAAGUGCUCUCGCUGGAGGAAAUGCUCGCCGAAGGGGACAGCACUAGCCGCAGCCAGCUGGAACGAAGCCAAUCGGAAGCUCCACCGACGUUGAACAAAACGCAGAUCAAAAGUCUUCAAGAGGCCAUGUACCAUAGCGCAGAGAAUAACCAUCUAGGUAAUGCCUACGAUACCCACGAUCAACUCAAUGCAAAUCGAUCAACAGCCGUUUCGUUCGAAUGUCUAGAUAUAACCAUUGAGCUACGCGCGUUGGGAGUUCCGUGGACACUGCACUGUUGGAUGCACGCCCUGGCCGCGGCCCACGAGCUGCGGCUGGACGCCGUCAUCGACCAGCUGCUGCAGGACUUUUUGCAGGUCUGUCCGGACGACUACAGCCAGCAGUUUGUGACCGAGUGUCUGCCAUUGCUGUUUAACAUUUUCCGCUACAGCAAGAAGGAAGGCACCACGCUGUUGCUGGCAGACAUCUUCAGCACGUGCUUCGGCUGGGAACCGAUCAAGCAGAUCAAGGAACCGGUGCUGCAACCGUCCAACGGGUCCCGCAUCGACCCCAAGUUUGUCAACAAUCCCGAGCUGAGCGAUGUGACGUUCAGAGUCGAAAAUCGCAUCUUCUACGGGCACAAGAUCGUGCUGGUGACCGCAUCGCCCCGUUUACAGAGUAUGCUUAGCUCCAAGCUUAACGAGGGCACGGGCACGCCAACCGUUCAAAUCAAUGACAUCCGCUACCAUAUAUUCGAGUUGGUGAUGCAAUUCUUGUAUAGUGGAGGCUGCAACUCGCUGGACGUGGCCACCGGCGACGUCCUCGAGCUGAUGGCCGCAGCCAGCUUCUUCCAGCUGGAAGGGCUCCUCCGGUACACCGAAGCCCGGUGCGCCGAAAUGAUCGACAUCGACAACGUUGUGGCCAUGUACAUCCACGCAAAGGUCUACAACGCCCAAAAGCUGAUGGAGUACUGCCAGGGUUUCCUGCUGCAAAACAUGGUCGCCCUGCUAACGUACGACGAUUCCGUCAAGCGGCUGCUGUUUGCGAAGAAGAUUCCCAACCACGACGUCCUGAACGGACUGCUUGCGACGCUGCAGGCACGGAUCAAAGCACGCCGGAAUGCAUCCCAAGCCAGCGGUGGAGGCGGCGGGGGCGCCGCCAAUCCUAUGAGACCGGCGUCGAGCAACAAGGCGAAAUGAAACGCAUAGUUGACUAUUUUUUGUAUUUUAUUUUAAAUUGUAUUUUUAUUAUUUUUAAACUCCGUUUUUAAUCCUGUACCGCUCAAUGAAAUAUCGUUGUACAUGCACGACUUUUAGUUGCUUAGCCAUACAGUAGUACGCUCUGGUAAAUAUUUAUAUCGCAAAAAUAAAAUAAAAACAACUUAUGUACAUUUUUGUUAUAAAAUAACACACAUUACUUUUGCUUGUAAAUGAUUGAAGCGGGAGGCAUACAAAGGCGAGCCAACAACGAACGUUGCUGUAUUAUGAAGGCUUAUUUUGAGAAUAUUUUACAAACUACGGAACAGUUUUAUCUUUGGAAUCUAUCGUAACACCCUAAAAUAUACGCUAUUAUUCACACA